AUGUUCUUGUGGGAAGCUGCAAUUUUUUUGGCAAUCGUGAAUAUUGGAGCCAUUGCAAUAUUUUUGUGGGAAGCUGGAAAUUUUUGUGGAGUCAAGGGAUUUCUUUCUGCAGCAGUAGCUGUUGAACAAAAGGUCAAUUACAAACCCCCAAGGGAUUGUGCUUCAUCUUCACGACACACAGUGGAGAACACGUACAGUAAGUAUCUCCAUGCUAAAAUCCGAGCAAUUCUCACUCUAUUCCAUCUCUCCUUCGUCGUCUGGCACCUUGCCUACGGCGUCUUUGGUGAUUUAACUUAUCCUUACCAUCCACAAGAAAACAUACUUCUCGCUUGUGGCUCGUCUGGCAGCUUCGUCUCUGAAGAUCAAACACGGACAUGGCUCGGAGAUAAUAGCUCUCAGUACUUCCCCCUGUUUGAACCCCAAAAUAACGCUUCGAUAGUCUCUACAGCACCUCAACAACCCAACAGCAGUUCCGAGAAAUACUUCUUGAAAGCACGACUCUCUUAUUCGCCAUUCAUAUAUAUAUUCAAUCUCACGGCGGGUCAAAAGUUCAUCCGCUUGUAUUUCUAUCCAACUUCGUAUCCAGAUUUUGACAGCUCUAAAGUUUUGUGCUCUGUUAAAGCGGGUUCUUUUACUCUUCUAGGCAACUUCAGUGCUUUACAUUCGGCUGCUGCCAUAGGCCAAGACGUCUUUUUCAAAGAGUUCUGCAUUGAUAUUGUGGAAGAAGAUCAGAGGUUAAACAUAACCUUCACACCAAGUACUUACUACCACAAAGCAUUUGCUUUCAUCAAUGGAAUUGAAAUACUAUCCAUGCCGAUUGAUCUUUAUUACACCCCAGCCCAUAAGCGAUUCAAAUAUCUUGGCCAGGUGAAUAGCUAUUACAGCAUUGAAAAUAGCAGUGCCCUUGAGACGGUUUACCGAUUAAAUGUGGGUGGGAGUCUUUUGCCACCCGUAGAAGACACUGGCAUGUUUCGACUCUGGUUUGGCAAUGACAAUGACUACUUGACAGAUGUUAGACGAGUCAUUUCUCUCUUUAACAUGACUUUUGAUCUCAAUUUCCGCGAGGAAGGCAACUAUACCGCUCCAAGUCUAGUCUAUCGAACAGCCAGAUCGAUCAUAACGGACAAGAAAAACAACCAGAAUUAUGAUCUCACUUGGGAGUUUCCAGUGGAUUCUGGGUUUACGUAUUUUGUUAGGCUUCAUUUUUGCGAGUUUUGGGUAGAGAUAAUUGGAGCCGGUAAUAGAUCGUUCGAGAUCCAUAUAGCUGAAACUAAGGCAGACAUAAUUGAAUGGAGUGGUGGAAUUGGUGUACCCUAUUACAAAGAUUACGCUGUGAUAAUAGAAUCAGAAGAAAUUGGAAAGAAGCGGAAUCUCUCUAUUGCACUACUCCCAGCCCUUCAACAGAAGACAAAAUAUUCUGAUCCCCUCUUGAACGGGAUUGAAAUUUUAAAAGUGGACAAUAAAGGAAAUCUCGCGGGACCUAAUCCUGGUGCUCAGAUCAACAGCCCACAGGUCAUGUCAACAAGUCCAAAAUCAACAAAACCCAAGAUUAGUAUAAUUUCAGUCAUUGGUAUUGUUGUAUCCAGCUUUGUCUUCGUACUCUCUAUUGCAGUUUUAUUCAUUUUUCGGCGUAAAUGGAAAACAAAAAGCUCAGUUUCCGUUCCAAUUUCUUUUCCUAUGAACAAGUCAAGCCAGCCCUGCGGCUCAUCUCAAUUACCAUCUUAUCUUUCUUCAUACUUUUCUCUAUCUGAAAUCAAAGUGGCUACAAACAACUUCUACGAUAUUCUAAUUAUCGGGAAUGGCGGAUUUGGUAACGUGUACAAAGGCUGGCUUAUUAAUAAUGAGGCCACUCCUGUUGCAAUCAAACGGCAAAAUCCAGGGUCACAACAGGGUGCCCUGGAAUUUACAACAGAGAUUGAAAUGCUCUCCCAGCUCAGACACCGUCAUUUGGUCUCUCUAAUUGGUUAUUGCGACGACGGUGGUGAAAUGAUCCUUGUAUACAAUUACAUGGCUUGUGGAACCCUACGAGAUCAUCUCUAUAACACCGAUAAUCCCCCUCUUCCAUGGAAUCAACGGCUUUAGAUUUGCAUAGGUGCAGCACGUGGGCUUCAUUAUCUUCAUACUGGCGCGAAGCACACUAUCAUUCAUCGUGAUGUGAAGACAACAAAUAUUUUGUUAGAUGAGAGAUGGGUGGCCAAGGUUUCAGAUUUCGGAUUGUCCAAAAUAGGACCCUCUAGCAUGUCCCAAACUCAUGUUAGUACAAUGGUGAAAGGCACUUUCGGAUAUUUAGAUCCCGAGUACUUUCUUUUUCAGGAGCUGACAGAAAAAUCUGAUGUGUACUCAUUCGGUGUAGUGUUGUUUGAAGUUUUGUGUGCUAGACCACUUGUACUUCGAGCGCUGGAUAGGAAGCAAGCGAGUUUGGCUGUUUGGGCCCAAGAUUGUUAUAACAAUGGAACAUUUGAUCAGAUUGUUGAUCCAUUUUUGAAGGAUAAUAUAGGACCUGAGAGUCUGAAGAAAUUUGGUGAAGUAGCAGUGAGCUGCUUGCAUGAUAUAAGACAAACGACCAUCAGUGAAGUGGUAUAUGGACUUGAGUUUGCAUUGCAGCUUCAGAAAAGUGAGGAGAAGGAUGACAAAGUUGGUGAGAUUGAUAAGGAAAAAGGUACCCUGUUUGGAACCUGU
Messenger RNA from Pistacia vera, 2679 nucleotides. RefSeq names its product receptor-like protein kinase FERONIA. Lineage: Eukaryota; Viridiplantae; Streptophyta; Magnoliopsida; Sapindales; Anacardiaceae. The record is from RefSeq and is a predicted model, not a curated record. Gene Ontology annotation, biological process: protein phosphorylation. Gene Ontology annotation, molecular function: protein kinase activity; ATP binding.